AGCCCGUCUGUACAAGGAUGCACCCUCACGUCACUCAAUGUCGCUGAUGUCGCUGCCCCUCACAGACGAUCCCUCGUCCGUGUCUCGGUCCUCGGGGCGCUCGGGGACAAACUGGGGGAAGUACGCCUGGAGAAGCGCCACGCACUGCACCAUCCAUCCAUCCAUCCAUCCAUGAGAGAGACAGAGAGACAUGGGUGCGUGUCUUCCUUCUGCGGCCGACGGGUAUGCUUCGUUGGAUUGCCCACUCACCCGUUGCGAGAACUCCUGAGUGCCGUGCAGCGCCAGGUGUUGUACCUUGGCCACGCCGCCAGCCUGUCACUCACACACGUGCACAUCCCACGUGUACAUAAUUGUGUGUCAUCCGUCCCUCCAUGCUGACUGACAGACCUGGUGGACGAGGUCACAGUAGGGGUUGUUCGCGAGACCGUCGGCCGCCUGCUUCUGCUCACCCACACUGCAUAUACACAUGGAUGGGCGACAAAACAGCCACACAAUGCAUUAAUGGGUGCCGCCCGAUCUGCGUGUGAUCUAUGUGCUGCCUGACCGACCGCAGAAUGCCAUCGAGUGUCAUCAGCGCCAGUCGGACCUCCGCAGGGUUGUCGCUGUCCAGCACGCCACACAGGAGAUCGAUGCACCCACACUCAGCCACAUACUCGCCCUGCAGACAGGCAGAUGUAAACGAUACAGACAGACAUUGCUGGUUUGUUUGCCCCAGCUCUCCUUCAUCCACCUCGAGGUGUACCUGCGUCUGCGAUCCGUUGGCCAAUAUCUUGUGCAGAACUAAGGCGCCACCAAUCUUGGUCGUCUCUUCUCGCUCGCCAUCCCCGCCGCCCGCCAGCCGCUCAGCCACCACGGCCAGGAAGCCCCCAUCAAUCAACGACUGAAUCGCGUCAUGGGCACCUGCAGCUCAGAGAGAUGCGCAGAUCAGAGAGGCAGGCCGGUCGCACUUCUCUCUGAGCACCGUAUCUCCCACCUGUAUCUACGAUUGUGGCGACCGUUGAGUAUGCCCCCGCCCAUAUGAUGCUAUUGGCCGAUGACAUCAUCGCCUUGAGCUGGGCAGAGUGCUCCAAAAGCACAGCAACGUGGUGAGAGUCGCCACCUGAAGGGACAGAAAAGGGCACACAACGGCCAGCUUGCUCACGCUUCUGACUUUCUCAUGGCUUGCUCACGCUCGAUGGUCCAUUGGAUGACUUUGAGGGCAAACACUUGCACGCAGCACUCGUCAUGGGCCAACAGCUGCAGCAGGCGACGAUACACCCCAGAGAUGAGCUGCAUGACCUCUCCAUCGGUGUCAUGGCCCUCCGUAGCUGGAAGGAUUGUGUAGAGACUCAGCAUCGCAAUCUGCAGCAGGUCACUGCCCUGAUCAUCGGCUUGGACCAGCAUCGCCAGGACACGGACACACUCCAUCGCCAGCCAGAGAGGCAGCGGUGGACCGCUGCUGAGCAGAAACGCCAGCAGCGCACUGCAGUUCUGGCGGACCGCAAUCUGCGCAUAGGUGUCGUCCAUGGCGCUGCGCAGCCUCUCCAGCAGUGGCUCAAUCACGCCCGUCUCCAGAAUGGCCUCGCACGCCGCUGCCGAGUACCUGGCCAUGUACACCAAGAAGGAAGCCACGCGGAACACCAGGUGCAGAUCAUCGCUGGUCGACAACAGCCCGACCAAAGUGGGGAUAGCCUCGGCAUCUAUCAGUGAUUGUGCGGCCGCAUCUCCCGCAUCUUUCGAAACAGAGAAGAUCCGACGGGAGAUCUCCGUUGUUGCGCAGACAUACCACCACGAGUUCUCGCUCCUCAUGUGGUCCAACAGCUUCCGGAUGGGCGUGCAGCGCAAAGAUCUCGUGCAGACGAAGGAUGCUGCGCGGAGGAGGAGGAACACCAGGACCGCCAACGCAGCCAACACUGCCACUACGGUGACGAGCCAUCGGAUAAGACACAUCAGGAACGCGCCGAAUGGGCUCGAAAAAGCGCCAGUCGCGGCCAGGAGAACCACAAGGACGCCACGCCAGCGCCAGAAUCUCCAAAGGGCCGCUGGAUGCAUGGCUGGAU
Molecule: messenger RNA, 2039 nt
Organism: Vitrella brassicaformis
Lineage: Eukaryota; Vitrellaceae
Source: the annotation of a GenBank genome assembly